This is a messenger RNA of Durusdinium trenchii, 3957 nucleotides long. Lineage: Eukaryota; Dinophyceae; Suessiales; Symbiodiniaceae. The record is from the annotation of a GenBank genome assembly.
AUGGCUGGUGGAGAGUGCCUUGAGUACCCCGCCAGUGAUUUCACAGAGAACCUCCACGUAGCUUUGCCGCAACCUAGCCGGGCCCAUGAGGUUGAGGGUGGGCAGCGGCUUCUCAACCUGGUGCCUGCACCCACCUGGGAGUGUGGCAGAAGAACAGCGCGCGUUUGGGAAGCUGGGUAUGCAUUGUCCCCAGCCACUGAGAAUUGGGCGCGGCACGUGCGAGAGGCACACCGCACCCGCCCCGCUUUAGCAGUCGGGUUCGUGGGUGCUACAUCUGCUGGAAAGAGUUGGCUUGUCAGCAAACUGCAAAGUGAUGGUGCUGCUCAGCCAGCCAGACUCGAGCAGAGUUUUGUUGGAGGGGUGGACUUGCAAUCUAUGACUUCGGACAUCAAUUUGUACAUGGAUCCCGUUGACCAUCUAUACUACGUGGACUUUGAGGGGACCUUUGGCACCCUUCCAUUGCAAUACUAUGCUGCGGACAUGGCGAAGGUAGUGCAAAGAUGUGCUGACGUGAUGUCUUGGGAGUCUAAGAGACGGCAGGUGCUCAAAGAAUCUUUUCAACCAGCUGUGGCAUACCUCAUGUGCGAUGUUGUAGUGUUUCUGACGCGGGAGAAGCUCGUUUGCCGCAGGGCAUUGGAGGAGUGUGAGCAAUUUGCUCGUGCGGCCAAUGCUCGAGUUACCAAUGCGCUGCCACCCGCCUUAAUCAUUGUGCAGAACUGCUGUAGGCCCAGUGAAGGUAUUUUUGAUCCAGAGAAAUGCACUGAUGCCUUCCGCAAGGCACAUUUCAGUGGUGGGCGCUGGAACUAUGAUGACCCCGUGCAAGAUUCCUCUCCAGCAGCCAGCUCUGCUGUUGCGCAGUGGGCUGAGUACUUCAGGAGCAUUGAUUGCUUCUGUCUUCCAGAUGAGUACACCUUCUGCAAGAGGAGUGGGUUUGAUGGUGAGGAAGUUUGUGCGGAAGCCAUUAUGAAGCUCAAAGCCAAGCUUCGAGAAAGACUUAAUGAGGGCUUGCCUGCUCGAACAGAGAAUGGGAUAAGUCUUUCACAAUUUCAGUGGUUUUCGGCACUCUCUACUUUGUGCAGCAUCAUCAAUGACCAGGAAACUGUGGCAAUGUCUGCGAUCUAUAUCCAUGCCGGUGCUGUGGCUGGUGGCGUGAACGAGCUGAAGUCGGUCCUUCUCCAGUUAAUGCAUCCAAUGAAGCGGCAAGAGGCCUUUGACCCUGAAGACUUUCACCGGAGGUUGUUGGUUGCAGUGGGCAUUGUUGCCCGCUUUGUUGUGCGACAUGAUCUUUCAGAAGAUGACGCAUCCCAGGUUGUGAAGUACGUCAUCUCUUUGUUUCCCUGCGGUGCUGUGGCCCCACCCUUUGUUGAAAGGGCUGAUGGCAGCAAACUGCCGGUGGUGUGUGGUCAGAAUCAGCUCUUUCAUCAGGGCUUGCAUCGCUCCAACGCCUUGGUUCGAACCGUUGAUGCUGGCUGGCUGCAGCACAUCAGCGAAUGGCUCCAAGGAGGUGUCACCUACGCGUGGCCAGGGGAGUUCACUUGCAGCGAAAGCCUGGCACAGGCAUCCAACCAAGCCGUCCUAGCUGCGUCCGUCCUAGAACAGGUGGAAGAAUACAAAGUGGAGAAGUGUUUGGAGGGUUUGGCACCAAAAGUUGGAACUCCAUGGGUGCUCAAGGCUCACAGCAGCUUCAGCUCCAGUGGUCUCAAGGUGGUCCAAGACACUUCUCGCUUGUGCAUCAUUUGUACUGAUCCUGGCUCUGAGAGCGGCGGCUUUUGGAAGCUUUGGUCCUCGUCGGCAAAUGACCAGCUGCCAGUGUGUGUCCACUGUUACAAAAUAAUGGAGAUCAAUUCCUUGUGCAAGGGCGGUACAGUGGAGCCGAUGGUGAGCACAAAUAUGACCAGAGAAGGCAAAGGCGCUGGCGAUGGAGCAAAGGCCACUGGGAAAUCUGGAAACUUUUUUGGUGGCGGUGGCUAUGCAUCCUUUGGCGACUACAUGGUGGACAAAAAUCGGAAGCUCAAAGAGCAAUUCGCUUCCGCUGCUGAAGCAGGAAGUGCAGGUAGUGCCACAAAGACGGCAAUUUUCCAGGGCCUCAGCUUUUGGAUGACCGGCCGUACAUGCCUGCCAGACCAAGAGUUGAAACGCAUCAUCGUUGAACAUGGUGGAGUCUAUGAGCAAUAUGGCUUCACUCAUGUGACUCAUGUCAUUGCGGACAACUUGGCUUCUGGGAACCAGACCUGGGCACAGCUGAAGCGACGCACCAAGCGGGUGAAUGUAGUCACUUCCUCUUGGGUUAUGGAUUGCGUGAAAGAGGGCCGACGCAUUCCUGAGCUGCGCUACAUGCCUGCUUGCCUGUCGACACCGUCAUCAAUGCUCUCCUUUAUGGACCGUAAACAGGUGGUGAAGGAAGAAGAGGCCACACCGGAGAGUCGCACCGGGGACUCCACAAAUCGAGUAGAUCCAUCGCCAAGCACGGAGCCUGUUGAAAAGAAGAGGGCCACGGCUGCAGAGGAGAAACUCAGCCAACCUUGCAAGAAAUCAAGACAAUCUCAUGGCGAAAUGCAGGCAUUCGACGGUGAGCCGGGGAGGAGUUCUUUCACAUUCCAGGUCCACACUCCCUGCGCUGAAGGCUUGGCUGAUGGUUUCCCACAACUUCUGGAGAUUUUAACCAAUCUUGCUGAAAGCUCCGCGCAGCUACUCCGCCAGCAAAGUUGCUGCACCACUGCAGUCGGGCUUUGUCUCACCAUGGGAGAUGCUGCAGCUGAAUGGAGCGGUGCCAGUAACUUGGCGCGUGCUACCAGCUCCAGCGAAAUUCUGCCUGUAUUGAAGUCGUUGGCUCUCCGAGCUUCUGCAGCUUUGGCCCUCGAAUCCGUUGGCUACAAGACCCUGCGCAACGUGGAAGCCCGACUGCACUGUGAUCGAUCCGGAGUGUCCCUCUUGGGACCGUCGGCGGGUGACAUCCCAAGCGAUGGAGAGAAGGGCUACGAAGAGGAAAAGGUUAAGGAGAUGGCAGAUGAUAUUGACUUCACACCUCCUCCAGAAAAGCGGGCAGCAACUCGAAGUAAUGAUGUCCCGAAUGUUGAUUUGAGUGUGGCAGAGGUGCGGUACAUUCAGGCUCAAAGCUGCAGCCCAGAGCUGGGAGAUGAGGAAGGCCACCGCAAAGCAGAAGAGAUGGAAGAGAGUGAAGUAAGAGAAAUGAGGGAGGUGAAGAAAGAUGAAAAAGUGAACUUCAGGGACAAACUCGACGAACUGGAGAACGUGGAUAACACAAGUCACGCUCAAGGGCUUCCAAAGUCAACUCUUACUGCUGGAACUUCUUCAAGACCACACUGGAAGGAGUUGCCAGUUUGGGCAGCAGAUACGAAUGCGACCUCUUGCCAGCUCAUGCAACACUGGCGGGGAAUCUGCAAGGUGUUGCAGAGCAUGAAGUCUUCAGGGCUAAUGGCGUGGCAUGAUCUAUGCCGUGGCCCCACGGAAAGAAACAUUCACCAGCCUUCUUUGACAGCAACACUCGCUUGCCACGUGGAGGCUUUCCAAAGCCUCGUGGGCGCUCGGGAGUUCGAGGUGGUGCAUCUUGCCCUGCGAGCACUUCGAAUUGCCACUGCCAGGAGGGUGCCAUCCACACUUCGAGGGGAAGGCCAGCUGCCAACAGCAGAUCACUUCAACAGCCUGCUUGCUGCAACACAAAAGGCCAUGGCGGCCACAGGGGCACGCUUUAAGGUGGCCCCUUUGUCUGACCUGGAGAGUGGAAAAGAGUGCUGCUCUCCAUCAAAAGGACCAAGCAGAGACUUCAAAGGCAGACCAUCGGUUGCACCCUUGCAGGUGCCUCGUAUGUCGGAAGUGUGCGGAAAAGGUGGCGUGGAGCGACCGUUCCGCUUGCCCUCUUUGCGACAUGAAGGUCCAGUGGCUGUCAGACGAGAGGGCCUUGAUUGCAACUGGAUGGCGCGUCACACGGGUACAUGA